This is a messenger RNA of Verticillium alfalfae VaMs.102, 522 nucleotides long. Its product is annotated as peroxisomal-coenzyme A synthetase. The record is from RefSeq and is a predicted model, not a curated record. Bases 1 to 522 code for a protein of 173 amino acids. Gene Ontology annotation, biological process: fatty acid metabolic process. Gene Ontology annotation, molecular function: medium-chain fatty acid-CoA ligase activity. NCBI's taxonomy places the organism in Eukaryota, Fungi, Ascomycota, Sordariomycetes, Glomerellales, Plectosphaerellaceae. The transcript has a single exon.
AUGGCGUUGACGCUUCAGACAGCCAUCAAGGGCGCCGGCAGCUCUACUGCCAUCAUUAUUCCUUCCAAGCCCAGCCCGUUGGCUGUUACAUACAACGAUCUCAUCAAGGAGACUGCCUCGUUCCAGCAGAAGCUUGCUGCCAUCGGCAUCACCAAGGGGGCCCCAGUCUCCAUUGCCACUGUCAACUCGUAUGAGUUCAUCAUCUCGUUUCUCGCCGCGUCCUGGCAACGUGGAAUCGCCGCUCCGUUGAACCCGGCGUACAAACAAGAUGAAUUCGAGUUUUACAUCGAGGAUGUCAAGUCUGCCAUUGUUCUGGUUCCCCGCGGUGCUUAUCAGAGUAACGCCCCGGCUGUGCAGGCAGCCAAGAAGUUCAACGCAGCCAUUGCCGAGACGUACUGGGAUGCUUCGAAGAAGGAGGUUGCUCUUGAUGUGAAGGAGCUGGGACAGCUCCAGGGCAAGCCCAAGGAACAAAUUCUGAAGCCCGAGCCGAGCGACGUUGCCCUCGUUCUGCACACCAGGUGA